GCAUGUCUAUGAUAGGCGGUUACAGAUUUUCCUCACAGACUUUAGCUCCAAAGCACACUGACAACAUCUUCUUGGUAAGUUGAACAAGAUGAGGAGCAAUUUUAAGAUUUCUUUUGGUGGAAGGUCCCAUUAAAUGAUCCCUAACUACUGGAUUUUACAAGGGGGCAGUUUUCAUUUUCUCAAACUUCAGAUGAUACCUGUAGCUAGAAUUUUCUUUAUAUUUUUGUGGAUUGCUUGAGUGGAGAAUGACUUCAAGGAGGACAAUGACUCGUUCUUUCUCUGGGAAUGGGAGAACCAGCAGCUUCAGUGAAGAGGAGGGCAGCUCCUCCAGUAGUCGUUCAGAGAGCCGCAACACUUAUCUGUCAAAUGUUCGACCUGAAAACAGCUAUUCAAGGUAUUCUCACUACAAGCCAAAGAGGAGCACUCUGUGCAGUGUUAUGGCUCAGCUGACUGAAGACAUCCAGCCAACUUUUGAGACUACACUAAAACCAAAGGCAGUUUCAGAAAACUGUAACGUGAAAUUCUCAUGUGUGGUUUCAGGGUACCCCACUCCUGAACUGAAAUGGUAUAAGGAUGAUGUAGAAAUGGACAGGUAUUGUGGACUCCCCAAGUAUGAAAUCCGCCGUAAUGGAAAAACCCAUACUCUUCAUAUUUACAAUUGCACAUUGGAUGAUGCAGCAAUCUAUCAGGUCUCUGCCUCUAACAGUAAAGGAAUUGUUUCUUGCUCUGGAGUUUUGGAGGUUGGUACCAUGAACGAAUACAAGAUCCACCAGCGGUUCUUUGCUAAACUAAAGCAGAAGGCAGAAAGGAAGAAAAAAGACUUAGAAGACCAGACUAAAAAGGUAAGCAAAGAAAACAUACAGAAGAAAGAGCUACAAAGAAGCCCAGAACAUCCACAGAGGAAACGUUCCAUCCCACUAGCAGACAAACUGUCGGUGGAGCUGCCAGGAGAGGCUGCCAUACCAAAUGGAAUUGGCUCAGAUCUCAAAGACACGGACACUUCACCUAUAAAUGUAGAAUGUCGGCCUGAGGAAACUUUGGCCAGAAAGAGAAUUAGGAUUUCUAAUGUUGUAAACGUGGAGCCACAAGAGAGCAGUAACAGUGGGUCUGACAGAACCCACAUAAUGGGGAAUGGAGGCGAAAACUGCUAUGAUGGAGGAAUCGGUUUAGCACAGUUUUUAGCAGAGACUCUUCAGUCUCAAACUGCUGAGGAAAGACCGAUCUUACCUGAAGAAGAGCUCCCUAAAGACAUGGAUACAUCUACUUGCAGAGAAAAUAAAGAAAAAGAUCAAGAGGAGAUGAGAAACAAGUCAAACAAUCAGGAGAAAGCAUUACAGGAAGAGCACAAAAAAGACAAAAGAACAGAAGAGGAAUUAGUUGUGGACAGAGAAAAACAGCAGGAAAUGAUGCAUGCAACAGCUCACGGUAAAUGGAGUUCAGAUGUCAAUAAUCAGAACAAGGGUCAUAAGGAUCAUGAUCCCCACCAUAUCCAGGCAUCCAUUUCUUCGAUGUUCCACUCGGUUAAAGAUUUCUUCUUUGGCAAAGGUAAAAAGGACUCUCGGGAUAACAUUGAAAAUGAAGAUAAAGAAUUGAACAAAUCAAACACUAAAGUUCAGCCUUGUCAGCUGGACAUGCCUCCAUCAUUUCAUCUCCAGCCAGAGCAUACCCAACUCACACAGGAAAGUGUGUCCAUGGAGGUGGAAAAAACAGGUAUUCUUUCAGAAACGUUGGCUCAACAACAGUCGAUCUUCCCUGAAAUCAAAAGCCACAAUAUCAUUUUGCACACAGAGCAUAAUCCAGAAGUGUGCAAACCACUCACCGAAGAGCCUGCACCCCCUGUGAUGGAUAAAUCUAAUGACAUUUCAUUUCCUUUGAGCAUGGAGCAACAGUCAGCACCAAUCGAACGACUUGAAUUUAAGGAUGACUUUCUACACAAAGAAAUGCAAACCAAGCAUAAACUAUCACCUAAUAUCAUCCAGGAACGCACCUCUAAGAGAAAUGUAGAGGCUAAUGAUGCUGCCGAAGCUAUGAAGGUGUCUGUAGAGCAAGAAAACAGCAAACCACUUGAAGAUAAGUCACUGCUUGGACUUCCAAUUCACACAGAGGCUAACGGCAUGAUCUCUGAGGUAGUUUCUGCUGACAAAGAGGAGUCUAAUACAAAUGUAGUUUCGGAAGAGCCUAACCUCAAGGCUGGAACAGAUAUUUCUUCCCCAAAGGAAGAUUUGUCAGAUUUGCCACAUUUCCAAGUUCCAUUAAAAGAAGACUGCCCCCUAAAGCCAACUUUACCUAAUUUAGAGAAUUGGCAGCCUCCUUCUGAGAGUUUUGUCUCAGCGACAGACGGCCACAUUCUAGAAAUUGGUGACAAUGGAGUCAACACAAUGGGUGAUAAAAGGCAGUCUAACACAGAGAAGAGCCAGUCCCCCAACAACCUAUUUGGAGAAGAGAAAGAUGAAGUGAAAUCCACAGAGCCUCCUUUCUCAGAUAUUAACAGAUCGGAUUUGACUAAAAUAACAGUUUCUUCUUUAGAAGACAAAAUGGAGCUGUGUGAAUCUGGAACACCAGAUCAGGUGCAGUCUACUUUUUCUGCCACACGGGCAAAGGAUACAAUAGCAGAUCAUUUCAAAAACGAGAAUGAACAAGUUUCAGUUGUUCAAAAAAGUGAUGGAGGAAGUUCACUCACUGGAGCCCCUUUAAAGAACAUUGAUCUACAAAAGCUGCACGGCCACACAUCUGCCAUUGGGGAACUCACAAAGGUCAAUGAUGAUGGAACAAUACAGAGCUCAAAUUCAACCUUUACUCAAAGCCAGGAGGUAUUUGACAGAAAGUUAAAAGAGCAACUAGAGUUUGUGCUGGAUAAAAACUUAGAGAAGUAUAUGUGUAACGGUCUGAAAACACAAGACCGAACCCAAGAGAAGGUUGGUAUUGCCCAAAAUGAACGUUUACAUCCUGAGCUAAAGACUGAAAAGAACAUAUCAGUUAAUGUAGAGGUGUUGGAUGAAUCCAAGAGCAUUUCUCUGUUCCAAAAUAAUGGAGGCGAUGAUAACCUUAUCCAAGAACACACCAACAUGAGAGGCUUGAGUGGGGGUCUUGGUUACGCUUCAGAAAAUGUUCCAAAAAUCCAGAUUUCUGACACAGAUGAUAUCUCAGAUAAAAAACUUUUUACAGAAGAUUUUAGUCCUGAUAACUAUGUUGGAUUCCCCAAAACUAAAAUAAUUGACCCUGAGAUUAAAGAAACUACCUUGCCUCUAACUAUUUUGGCUCUAAGCAAACUAGAAUCAAGUCAUUUGCAAAAGCAUGACACAACUCAUGAAUCAGAUAUAAGCACUCAACACGACAGUGAGCCUGAUUGUCCUGUCCCAUUCUCUACACCAAGCAUUCACGACCUCUCACCUACUCAAAAAGUUAAGGAAGUUGCUCAAUCCUUAUUUGAGCAGCAAGAACUACAUGUGCAGAGCAGUGAGAAGCCUCAUCAGUUGGACAACACAUCAAUCCCUGUUAUAAAUGUCAUGGACACAGAAGACAAAGAAAAUGGUGCACUCAGCACUGAUUCAAAGGUGCAACAGGUUUGUGAAGUUUCAAGGGUGCCUCUUAUUGUGGUCCCUCCAAUUUCUGUCACUUGUCAUGAAAGUGAUUCUGAACCCAGUCAGAGCAAGUGUAGAGAAAAAGAAACCUCUGCUGACACGCAAAGAGGAACAAAGAGUGUUGAUAACACCAUGAAGUCUGAAAGAAUUCAGACAUGUGGCAGUAAUGAUAUUUCUGAAAAGAGUAGAAGCGAUAAGACUCCAAUAAUGCUUUCUGAAACUUUGAUACCAAUAGUUGGUGUCAAUGUUCAGUCACUUAAUGAACCACCAGAUAAAAACUCUGGCCCUGACCUCUCUAAACCAAAACCCUUGAAGGAAAUCAAGACAGAGAUUCCUCAGUCGGUUGAAGAUUACCUGAAAAGCAAACCUUCCAUAGAAAGACUCAGCUCCAAACCGCCAACAUACCCAUCAUUAAGUCCCGCCAGCCUUCGGAAAUUUAUGACAAAAACUGUUUUGGAUUCCGAAAAUGACCCUUCAUCAUCUGUUCCUGUGAUAUCUGUGAGUGACCAUCAGAGUGACAAGACCGAAGAAGAUCUCAGUGGGGGUUCAACACCAACGUCCUCCCUCUCUUGUGAAAGCAGUCCCCGGCUGAAACGGAGGGACAGUCUGACCCUCAUAAGGUCCGCCACGCCUGAAGAGCUGGCCUCUGGAGCUCGACGCAAAAUCUUCAUAUCCAAGACAAAAGAGGAGAUGGAGGGAUCUAUGUUUGGCAUGCAAGAUAACAAGAAGGAGAGCCCAUACAUGUCACCUAGUCAGGCCCGCAGAGCAGCAUUACUGCAGCCUUCAAUAGGACAAAAGACCCCACCAGUAGAGAGACGCUCCCCGCUGCUGAGCCGCAGAAAAGCCACUUUAGAUGUCCCAAAAGUUAUGGAGGAGCCGUCAGCAGGAGAGCCAGUGGGCAGCAAGACAGAAGACAAACUAGCAGAAAAGAAAAUAGACCCUUUGAAAGCUCCUCAGGUUAUACGUAAAAUCCGGGCAGAGCCCUUCCCAGAUGCCUCAGGACACCUCAAGCUGUGGUGCCAGUUCUUUAAUGUGCUCACUGACUCCACUAUUAAGUGGUACAAAGAUGAUGAUGAAAUACUAGAAAUUAAGAGAAGUGGAGGAGAUGAAAGCCAGGUAGCACUGGCUAUUGUCCUCGCAUCCAACCAAGACUGUGGUGUUUAUGGCUGUACUAUCAGUAAUGACUACGGGAGUGACACCACUGACUUCCUGCUCAGCAGCGAUGUUCUAUCUGAAAUACUACUAAAAGACGACUUGGAAGUUGGAGAGGAGAUAGAGAUGACCCCUUUGCUGUUCACCAGAGGCCUGGCAGACUGUGGAAGCUGGGGCGAAAAGUACUUUGGUCGUAUUUUUACAGAGGCACUUCAAGUUGGAGAGGGCUGUACGCACAAAACCAGCAGGGUGAAGGUCAUUUACGGCCUGGAUCCUGUCUUUGAGUCUGGGAGCACUUGCAUCAUUAAAAUUCAAAACCCAAUCGCCUACGGGAACAGACAGGAGACCAACCUCAUUGAGAGAAAUCUAGAUAUUACCAAGCAGGAAUGCAAAGUGCAAAACUUGAUCCGAGAAUAUUGUAAAAUCUUUGCAGCCGAAGCAAGAGUUAUUGAAAACUUUGGCUGCUCCUUAGAAGUGAUUCCAAGGUAUCUGAUGUACAGACCAGCAAACUCUGUGCCAUAUGCCACUGUGGAGGCUGAUCUUUCUGCUGAUCUUUCUGCCACAUUCACCAAGUACUGCACAAUGGGUCCCAAAGAUCAGCUGAUUUCACAAAACACCUCCGAAAUUGAGCAGAAAUGCUGCACCUUCCAGCACUGGAUCCAUCAGUGGACUCAUGGAAAUUUGCUGGUGACUCAACUAGAGGGCGUUGAAACAAAACUAACAAAUGUUAAAGUUGUGACCAAGUCGAAAGGAUACCAAGGACUAACAGAAUGUGGCUCCCCUCAAGUAUUUGAUCAGUUCCUGACACACCAUCAGUGCACUUACUACUGUGGACUUCUUGGCCUGCGCCCUCUAAGGUCUUUAGAUACUCUGCAGCAGCCCGCCAAAAUAAAGGGCUCCAAAAGUCCACUGCUUAACCGCAAGUUGAGCACUGGGAGCCCACAGCUUCAACGAAAAGGCCAAAGCCCUCAGAUGUCUAGAAAGGGGAAUUCCAGUCCAAAGGUUGCAAAAAAAGUUCAGGCAACAGACGACAGUAAGACUGGAGGGGAGAUAAGCCUGCAGAGAGUCAAUCUGUCACUGAAAUGAGGUAGAAAAGUAAAAACUCUCUUGGAUUGUAGCAUUUUUGAUUUAGUAUAACCAGUCUCUUUCCAGUUAUCAAGAGCACCAAAUAUCUGAUAAGAAGGGAAAUAACAGGGGUCACUCUUAUUGAUGUUUCUUGUUAUAAGAAAUCUGAAUGAAGACAUCCACUUCUGUCAGUAUGUUGGAGACAACAGGAUAUUUUUUAUGGUAUUGUUUUGAAAUAUGUCUCAGAGUUGUUGUAUCAAGACAUUUAAAGAGUGAAAACGCAAUGGCAUAAAACUGUUACAACUAAACGUCUAAAAGUCUUAUCUGCUGGGUGAAUGAAAGAACAUUAUUGAAGAAAAUACAUUAGAUAGAGAUGUGAUUACAUAUUUAAAAAUUAAAAAAUAUAACUGACCACAACCAUAGAUUAGGUGUAUGUGUUAUUAGUAGGUAGGAUUAUUAGUAACAAACACAUUCUUAUUUGUAAUGUGACGUAUACAGAGGCAGAGGGUUACUUUGGGAGAAAUCCUCUGCAGAUCUUUAUGCUACACAUGCUAGAAUUAUUAAUGAUGAAGAAUAAAAGCCUAAUUUUUAGUUAUUGGUUGAGUAAAAGCAGAUAUUUUGGCAUUAUUUUCAGUAAAUUUCCAGUAUUUUCUGUGUGGUUAAUAAAAAUGUUCAUAGAUCCCAACCUUUACUGUACUUUACAAAAAUCCUGAUUAAAAGAGCUGACAAAUAAAAAGCAAAAUAAAUAAAUAAAGCUUUGAUAGCAUUUCUUGCAUUUCAAAUUCUAAAAUGCAGAAGUAGUUUACUGGAAAUGAGGAUUAGCAUUAAAAAAGACACAUUUCCUGCUUGUCAUAACUUUCCACAGAUUGUUAAAUUCUAACAGAGAUCGCGACCUUCUUCAAAGUAUCAAAGUCUGAGCAUGAAAUUCACAGGAAUUUCUGAAGUGGACUCAUAGUUAAUGAUUUAUAAAAAUUCAAAUAUAAAGUCUACAGUAAAGUUAAGUUGUCUUUGAAAGACUUCCUAAAUGGCAUGAAGUCUUCACAAAGAAACUUUGAAGGGAAUCCUUUCUAAAGGUGAAAUAUCAUACAGUGAUGAUGCAAUGAUGUGAAAUUGUUUUAAAGGCAAAUAAAAUCAAAGGGUUAAA
This is a messenger RNA of Oryzias latipes (Japanese medaka), 6942 nucleotides long. RefSeq names its product alpha-kinase 3a (gene alpk3a). Gene Ontology annotation, molecular function: protein serine/threonine kinase activity; ATP binding. Lineage: Eukaryota; Metazoa; Chordata; Actinopteri; Beloniformes; Adrianichthyidae. Gene Ontology annotation, biological process: cardiac muscle cell development; protein phosphorylation. The record is from RefSeq and is a predicted model, not a curated record. Gene Ontology annotation, cellular component: nucleus.